AUGUGUCAAACAAUCGAUCACGUGACUCGAGAAAAGGGGGCAAUUGGACGCAUUGACCCGGAAGCGACCUUGACCCCAACUUCUGGACUCGACUUCUUCAAGUCGAGCCCGAUACGUGACGAGCCAGUUGACCGGGAACAAGCCACGGGGACGUCAUCGGCGUGCAUCGACGGGAUAUCUGGGCCCAACACUGGCUGGCGUUCGGCGGGCUGGCACGAACUGAGGUCCCCGGUACUAAAUGUGACUGCCGGCUUUUUAUCAGGAGCUGGAAACGCUACGAACAACUGCACGAGUCGCCGAUGUCUGGCCAACGAGCUCGUCAACAAAAAAUUAAUCACCCAGCCGCAGCGGGACAAUUGCUCCGAGUACAUCUUCGUGUCAUCCAUCGAGUAUCAGACCAUCAAAGUCGACACAAAGAAUCUUCGUUUAGGUUGUCGUCUACGGGCCACAAUUGAAUGGACCGACGACGACUUGUACUGGGACCCGUCCGUUUACCCGUUUAACGAGGUGAUUCUGCCCGUGAGCAAAGUCUGGACCCCGGACAUAUUUGUGACCAACGGCAUAUCGUCAAGCACGCAGAACAGCUUCCGUGACUUGAUCGUGUUCAGCAACGGCACCUUGCGGCACAGAGUGGUGAUGGCGGCCGAGGUCAACUGCGAGUUCAACCUCUUCAACUACCCGUUCGCCGAGGACGAAUGUCCCGUGGCCAUCCAGACCUGGUCCACGCAAGGAUGUGGUACAACCAUGGAAAUCGGCCAAGUGGAGGUGUACGAUGGGAGCCACGGCGAAUGGGAGACUUUGGGCGCUUACCUCCACUCGACGGACGACAGAUAUUACAUAUCGGUGAUACUGAAGAUCCGUCAGCAGAACCCGUUCAUCACGCUGCUGCUGCCCAGCAUCCUGCUCAUCCUGGCCGACAUGGUGAGCUUCGCCCUGCCGCUGGGUUGCGGCGAGCGCAACUCCUUCAAGGUCACGCUGGUGCUCAGCUUCACGAUGUUCCUGCUCAUCCUCAACGACCACCUGCCCGGCGACAGCGAAUGCGGCCCCGUCAUAAAAAAUCACUUCUGCGUGUGCCUGGUGAUGCUGGUGGUGAGCAUGCUGGUGUCGAUGGUGCUGACGCGGGUGGCCAAGGACGGCGGCCUCGUCUUCUGCUGCUCUUCCGGACGGGCCGCAACCGCACACAAGCCGCGGGGAGCCGAUCGGGAAAUCAAAGCGGGCGUCAGCGUCAUCCAGCUGGACAACUCCGAGGACGGUCGGAUGCACCAGAAGCUGAGCGACUUCCUGGACGCCAUCAAAGCCAAGGAAGCGGAGCGCGAGCGCAACGAGGCGUUCGCUGACAAGAUGGACAAAGCCUUUUUCUGGUUCUAUUUCUUUCUGGGCACGUUGUACUUUUGCGCUAUGAUCACGGUGAUGGUGAAGUACGAAUGCAACGUGAACCACUUGGAUUUCUGGUGAACGGGCAGCACCGGGAAGUAACGCGGUACAAAUACUUUCUGUGUUUUUUAAUGGAGUUGCUCCAGGUGUCUACACCUGACCCUUCUUCUCCUUACAUUUGAAUACAUAUAAGAGCUCGUGCACGUGUUGUCGCCAUUUUCACGGCGCCAAAUUGCCGCUCAACAGCGUGACGUUUAAUAUUUACAAUACCCGAGACCUGUUGUGCCGUCGGUUGUCACCACAGACGAGACGGAUAUUCAAAGACGCCAUUCUAUGGACUAGCAGCUGCAAAGACCAGAAAAGAUGGAUGGACUACGGCAAUUAAACGUGAUGGAUGGGGCCCAACCAAAAUACACACAAGUGUGUAUGUAGCCAUCGCUGCACUUCAGGUAGGAAUUAUUCUUCUCAAUCUCAAAUUCCCAAGAAGUAUUUAGAACUUGUAGCAUUUACAAGUUGGCAAAAAAGACGGACUCAUCUCCAACGUACACGGAAGCGUGUUGCGGCCACACAUUAAACGUCCGUAAACCUCUCCCCGACAUAAUUUUUUUUUUUUAAAAAUAUCCAUUCUUAUCAAAUGAGUCCAAUGGUGUAUUAAAAAAGAAAAUAAAGCACCGGUCAGUGAUAUUUACGUCGGUGAACGCGUGGCCACAACGCGCUUCCGUGUACGGGGGCUGAAGCCUAUCCCAGCGGUUUAUUUUCUUUUUUUAAGUACGCAUUGGACUCGUUUGAGAACAAUGCAUAUUUAAAAAAAAAGAAAAAGCUGUCACGGAGAGGUUUACCGAAUUUUAACGCGUGGCCGCAACACGCUUCCGUGUACAGAGGAGCUGACUCGCUGUCUUUUUUUGUUUUUCCAGUCAUAGUUAAUGAAUGCAAGUUUGGGUAAAACCGGGGGUCAUUUAUUGAUAUACUAGUAUUUUGUAUUGGAAAAAAUCUUGAGUGGCUCCAUCACUAUGUGGGAUUUAUCCUUGACUGAGAACAGAUCCAGCAACGAAGUAUUUGUAUGCGUCCAGACUUUUCUAGGCUUCCAAACUCUUCUAACUUACUCAGCAGAUCCAGAAACAUCAAAUUCAGCUAUGGCCGGUCACGUGACUUCGGUGCACGAGCUCUAUAAAUGUGUAUUUAUAUUUAAAAAUGUGUAUAUAAGAUUGUAAUCCGUUGAAAUCUCGGGUCCUCAUCAGGUGGACGAACCGAGAACAGGAACUUGGGAGGAAUGUGAACUCGGAACCGAUUCGGAGUAGCAAUGUGUUGGCUAACGAGAAUGAUUCAUGGUGAAAGUUCCUAAAAGCACCAUCUUCUCGUGUUCAUAAAUUCUCAUCUGGAACAUCACAUCCUUUCACGCAACGUUUUUUUUUUCCCGUUAUCAUUAGUGAAAUUCAUUAUUUAUUUUAGUUUUGGGGAUGACCAACACUGGCUAGCUAGCUUCCACGACAACGCGCGACGUAACGCUCAUUUUCAUCUUCUCAACACGAGCACUUACAGUAGCUGUGGGAGUGAAAAUGAAUUCAUUUUGUAAAAUUAAAUUUCAGUC
Molecule: messenger RNA, 2962 nt
Organism: Syngnathoides biaculeatus (alligator pipefish)
Lineage: Eukaryota; Metazoa; Chordata; Actinopteri; Syngnathiformes; Syngnathidae
Product: 5-hydroxytryptamine receptor 3A-like
Exons: 11
Coding region: 1-1455 (484 amino acids)
Biological process (GO): signal transduction; chemical synaptic transmission; regulation of membrane potential
Cellular component (GO): neuron projection; synapse; membrane
Molecular function (GO): extracellular ligand-gated monoatomic ion channel activity; transmembrane signaling receptor activity; neurotransmitter receptor activity
Source: RefSeq, a predicted model, not a curated record